AGUGAGCGGGGCCCCGCCAUGGGCUGCGGGGGCAGCAGGGCCGAUGCGAUCGAGCCCCGCUACUACGAGAGCUGGACGAGGGAGACCGAAUCCACCUGGCUGACCAACACCGACUCCGAGGGCCCGCCGCAGGAGGGCGGCAGCGGCGAGGCCGGCGGCCGGGAGCAGGGCGCCCCGCGCCACGGUCUCCUGGAGGAUGGGAAGUCAGCCCAGACAGGUGCAGCUACAGCAUCAGCCACAACUGGAGCUCUGAACGUUGAGAAGAGGAACAACUGUGGCCCUCAGUGUGCAAACCCUGUGGUCCAUGGCAUGGGAGCUAUGACCCAGAGGCAGAACGGCUUCAGGACAGCCGAGAGCAAACGGGACCCCCAGAAGAUGUCCACGAAAGAAGUCACCAUUAAUGUCACAAAAAGCAUCAGACAAAGUGACAGGAGGAAAACAAAGAAUUGUGUCAAUUAACAGAGGAAAGCACAGGAUUGUUGACAGUGUUCCAGCACGUGGCAGCACCCAAGGAUUCCUGCAGCUACAGUGAGACAGCCUGCCUUCUGCUGGGAGGACUGGCCCACAGCUGAUGAGAAAUGGAAUCACUCAAAAGGAAGCAGACACUGGAUAAAGAAGAGGGAGGACUGACAGUUAGCAAUAGGCAAAUCGACCUUCAUGGACUCAGUGCAAUUUUCUCUUUCAGUAUUCCUUGUUCCUUAUGCUUCCUCAGCCUGCUCCAUCAUUUCACCAUUCCUGCAGGACAUUUACUGGAAGGCCUGCAAUUUUACCCUGUGGCAAAUUCUUUUUGUGCUGAAAAGUGAAAACCAAGCAGGAAAAUAUGAUGAUUGUGUAAGCAAUAUCUGAGUCCUGGGUUAAAUAUGCAUUCUUGGUAGCUAAAUGAAUGAGGUCACGUCCAAACCAGCUGUUUUUGAUCUUCCUAGUAUGCUCAUUUGCAUCUAUAGUCACAUGUGCAUGUCCUGCAUAUGUACAUUGCAUAUCUAAUGGAUUCAGUGUGCACUGCUGCUCUGCAGCUCAGGCAUGGGGGUUGUUGGGGUUUUUUUUGCCAGCCUUUCACUUGUGUUUUUCAUUCUGACUGCCAAGUGUAAAAUGUUUUAAUGUUUGAGCUGAAAGCUGGCUUUCCUGCCUGCUGAAAAGAAUGAGCUCUAUAAUUUGUGCACAGAGGUGGUGUUUGGAAAAAGCAGGCUUGGUUUUCUUUGGAAAUGAUGUCAGAAACCAGACUAACAGGAGCAUUUUUGUACUCUCCUCCUAUCUGCAGAUUAUUGGAGAU
Messenger RNA from Dryobates pubescens (Downy woodpecker), 1270 nucleotides. RefSeq names its product BAALC binder of MAP3K1 and KLF4 (gene BAALC). The record is from RefSeq and is a predicted model, not a curated record. The transcript has 5 exons. NCBI's taxonomy places the organism in Eukaryota, Metazoa, Chordata, Aves, Piciformes, Picidae. Gene Ontology annotation, cellular component: cytoplasm. The coding region runs from base 19 to 459 and encodes 146 amino acids.